GUUGAAGACUGACAAAGCGUUGCGUUUAAGUAUUAUUGGAGAAAAAUUGCAAUGGUUUCAAAGUCACCUUGACCCCAAUAAAAUUGAGUACACAAAGAAGGAAGCUGGCGAUCUAGUUGAAAAUUACAUGUGUCGAUUCAAUGAUGAAUUGGAGCAGAUUGAAUUGCAAAACAGUAUUAAAGGUAGACAAGGAAGACAGCAUGGUGCACGGGAAACCGUUGUCAAGCAGACCAUAGAACGUGAAAGACAACUCUAUGAAGGCUAUGGAAUAG
Messenger RNA from Leptosomus discolor (cuckoo roller), 272 nucleotides. NCBI's taxonomy places the organism in Eukaryota, Metazoa, Chordata, Aves, Leptosomiformes, Leptosomidae. The record is from RefSeq and is a predicted model, not a curated record.